Molecule: messenger RNA, 2341 nt
Organism: Sinocyclocheilus rhinocerous
Lineage: Eukaryota; Metazoa; Chordata; Actinopteri; Cypriniformes; Cyprinidae
Product: cAMP-dependent protein kinase catalytic subunit beta-like
Exons: 9
Coding region: 32-982 (316 amino acids)
Biological process (GO): protein phosphorylation
Cellular component (GO): nucleus; cAMP-dependent protein kinase complex; cytosol
Molecular function (GO): ATP binding; cAMP-dependent protein kinase activity
Source: RefSeq, a predicted model, not a curated record
UCUUUCUCUCUGAUUCUUCAUCAUCCCAUCCAUGUGGGUGAAUGUUCCUGAAAAUCCUGUAGAGACUUUUGUGAAAGAAUUUCUAGCCAAAGCCAAAGAAGAUUUCUUGAGAAAAUGGGAAUCACCACCACAGAGCACAACUGGUUUAGAUGACUUUGACAGACUGAAGACGUUGGGCACGGGCUCUUUUGGGAGAGUCAUGCUGGUUAAACACAAGGCUACAGAUCAGUUCUAUGCCAUGAAAGUUCUGGACAAACAAAAGGACAACUCUAAUUUGUAUAUGGUGAUGGAGUAUGUACCAGGAGGGGAGAUGUUCUCACAUCUUAGAAGAAUCGGAAGGUUUAGUGAACCACAUGCACGGUUUUAUGCUGCACAGAUUGUCCUGACCUUCGAGUACCUCCACUCACUAGACCUCAUCUACAGAGACCUGAAACCUGAAAACCUACUUAUUGACCAGCAUGGAUAUAUACAGGUAACAGACUUUGGUUUUGCAAAAAGAGUAAAAGGCAGAACCUGGACAUUAUGUGGAACUCCAGAGUACUUGGCACCAGAGAUCAUCCUCAGCAAGGGAUACAACAAGGCUGUGGACUGGUGGGCCCUUGGUGUUCUCAUAUAUGAAAUGGCAGCUGGAUAUCCCCCGUUUUUUGCAGACCAGCCUAUUCAGAUCUAUGAGAAGAUUGUGUCUGGAAAGGUACGAUUCCCCUCGCACUUCAGUUCCGAUCUGAAAGAUCUUUUGAGGAAUCUGCUGCAGGUGGACCUGACCAAGCGCUACGGCAACCUAAGGAAUGGUGUCAAUGAUAUUAAAAACCACAAAUGGUUUGCCACAACGGAUUGGAUAGCCAUCUAUGAGAGAAAGGUGGAGGCGCCGUUCAUACCAAAGUGCCGAGGUCCUGGAGACACAAGCAACUUUGACGACUAUGAAGAGGAAGACAUUCGUGUAUCUGUUACAGAAAAAUGCGCAAAGGAGUUCUCCGAGUUUUAGUUACGGACACAUCAAAGCUAGACAUGUAUGCAUAUAUACAUAUAUUUACUUCUCUAUAUAUGUAUAUGUGUGUGUGUUUGUGUGUGCAUCACACAACAUAUCAAAUAAGGGUAUCUUUGCACUCUAAAGACAAGGGAUGAGCAGAAAGCACAUCACCGUCAGAGUUCUUGUGUACUUCCUUCAUUCCAUCGGGCUUUAGAGGUCACCGGGGUUCAUACACUGGCACAUCUCCUGCUCCUUCAGUUCACUCUCUUCCUACUCCGUUUUCGCUUUGUCAAACGACCUGUUUGACAUUGUGUUCCCCCAUUUGACAGAUGGCAUUUAAAACACGGACUUUGGGGGGAAAACACAAAAAGGCCAAUUCAGCAUUGUUACUCUGUUUUUUUUUAUUUUUUAUUUUUUCAUGGCGGCGUCAUACAGUGUUGUUAUUUGAAAGGUGGCCGUUGCCUGUACCUAUUGGCAUUUUUGGUGUUACACGUGUAUGUCGUUUUUAUUAAUUUCACCUUUAGACCAAAACAACUGACAAUUUUUUUUUGUUACGUGUGCAUAUGUCGAAUUCAGUGUUUUUUAUUUUAUUUAAACCACGUUGUGUGUUGAAAGCAUGACCAAAACCAUUGUGUUGUGAACGGCAGAGGAGGAGGUCUUAACUCUUCAGAUUUGCCUUAGAAACUCGAUAUAACAGAGCCCACAGAAUGAUUGCAUUACAGAUGUUACAGUGAUCUUUGUAUCACGAUGUUACAGUGGAAGGUCCAGUCUCAUGCAUAUACUGACAGGUGUUGUUAGCAAUAUAAAAUAUAUCUCAUUUUACCACUUUUGUGCAUUUUUAUUCAUUAUACAAAGGUUUUGUUCUGAAAUAUAAGAUACAACCUUUAAAGAUUGUUUCACUUUGAUCAUUUUAACAGUGCUGUUUAUCGUCGGAUAUUUAAGAAAAACAGCAAAUGCAUUGGUGCAGCUGCUGUAGGAUGAGUUAGAUUAUCACAGUGAGGCACUUCUCCGUUCACCGUUUUAAUUUGUCAAUGUUGAAGCUGUUUUGCAACGUUCUCUCUUCACUGAAAAUUGUAAAACUGCCAAAACUCCAUGUUGUCUCCUCCAUUGUUGCUGUUGAACUUCUGUCGUUCUUUUAUUCUUAUGACCGAAUGUAGUGUUGAAACUUCUAGAUAUAUGCAUAUUGUUUGAUAAGUUUGAGUUUUGAGGUACGUUCUCACAGACAUUAUACUAAGAAACUGAAUAUGUUACAAAGAAAGAGUGAAGAGAGAAAUAAUGGAGGUUAGUAAGCCUCUUCUCCUUUGUAUCACCUAUAAUCCAGUUAUUGUUCAGCUCAUAAUGCGUAUAUGCAUUAUUUCUUAUACAUGUUUUUAU